Messenger RNA from Pantherophis guttatus, 1440 nucleotides. RefSeq names its product cilia and flagella associated protein 107 (gene CFAP107). The record is from RefSeq and is a predicted model, not a curated record. Gene Ontology annotation, biological process: flagellated sperm motility. Lineage: Eukaryota; Metazoa; Chordata; Lepidosauria; Squamata; Colubridae. Gene Ontology annotation, cellular component: axonemal microtubule.
GGAAAAAAAGAACCUGUGGGGAGGCUGACGCCUUCAGCUUCUGCACAUGAAAUGCUACGGCUUUGAGUUGCAUCCCACAUGCAGAUAAAAGAGGCUCCCCCAACACCAGAGAUAUUCUCCCGUUUAUCCUCCUGAUCAUCAUCCAGGCUUGCCAUGGAGCUAGAAGCGUCCCCUGGGCAUCUGGCUCCAUAGCCCUGAUCCCCCAUAGAACAAGCCCAGGGAUUGCAUCACAACAGAAUCCCCCAUUACCCGUGUCACAGGAGGGUAACCAAGGCAAUGGGCAACAAUGGAGAACCUGAGAUGAAGGAAGGCCACAAAGGAACCCCUAAAAGCUCUUGGCCAGAGACGGAGAAAGGAAGGUGAACAUGAUCAAUCUAUGCAGAGAUGUCCAGGAAUGCACCGUCCCCAGCUGGAAGGUGGAGCCAAAGUACUCAACCAAAGUGCUGAUUGGAAACUGGGGAGAGGAGAGAAGAAGGUUUGUCCGUGAUAAUGAGGGGACCGGUCAAAGUACCUUCAAACAAGAUUUUAUCCCUUUCCCCACUGGGACCCCAGACCGAACCGUGAUGCGGAGGCUUAUGAAGCGGCUGGAGGGCCUGCCAAGGAAGUAUAUCUUGACCCACUGUGAAGAAGCCAGGCAUCAGCAUCUGGUCUCGCAGUACGACGAUCAAUACAACAGACAUGGCCACAACCCCCACCUGCCUCCACUCCGCACAUGGGACAGGCACAAACUGGCCUGGACACCAGAGAAAUCAGACUACCCCCUUGUUGAGCCCCCAACCAACUACGGACUUUUGGAGCACUUGAUGAAAACCUGGCAUGGUAAAGAGCCGGAAGUGGGCAAGAGCAUCUACCACAGUUCCUACCCCAAGCCUCUCGCCUCGGCAUACGCCCCUCGCCAGCGGCCGGACACGAGGCGCAUCCUGGAGCAGAGCCGCAAGCAGUGGCUGCUCAGAAGCCUAGAUGCCCCUGCCUGAGAAGAGCAGAAGCCUCCCGGGGGGGGGGGCGGGGGUGUCGGUUUGCCCAGCCAGGCGGCGGAGGGCAUUCUCCUGAAGAGAAGCUCCAGCUCUUUGCAGGAAUAAAGAGAGUUGGAAGCUUUACGGUGAGGGAACUGGCGCCAUAAAGCACAAAUCGAAGCCUUGUUGCCUUUGCGCAUUGAAUUGCCUCAGCACAGCUUUUCCACAAGUCACCCGACGGACAGAGGAAGAGACCAGGAGGAGUUUAAAGAACCGGACAACAUCCUGCUCCAGUUCCGGAUGUAAUGCUUUCCUAGCUCAACCGCAAGUCCAGGGAUGUAGAAAACGGAGAGAAACUUGCAUGGAUUGCCACUGAGAACGGCUUCAGGGACUCUUGAGGCCACCUGGCUUUGAGCUCUCUCUCUCUCUCUCUCUCUCUUGCUUUCCUUCCUUGGCACCUGGGCCAAAUAAAGCUGCUGGGGGCACC